Messenger RNA from Tetrapisispora phaffii CBS 4417, 735 nucleotides. Its product is annotated as SGNH/GDSL hydrolase family protein. The record is from RefSeq and is a predicted model, not a curated record. Bases 1 to 735 code for a protein of 244 amino acids. Lineage: Eukaryota; Fungi; Ascomycota; Saccharomycetes; Saccharomycetales; Saccharomycetaceae. The transcript has a single exon.
AUGGACUAUAAAAAAUUCUUACUAUUUGGGGACUCCAUCACAGAGUUCGCAUACAAUCCAAGACUCUACCCAGAGCUCGAAACCGAUCAAUUCACGGUGGGAGGGGCGUUGACUAACGCGUACGCAAGGAAGAUGGACGUCCUGCCAAGAGGUUUCGCUGGCUAUACGUCGAGGUACGCCCUCCAGAUCCUGCCUGAAAUCCUCAAGAACGAGUCCAAAAUCGAACUUGUCGCAAUUGGGUUCGGUUCCAACGACGCCUCUAUCGGCGGCCCAAUCUCUGUACCACUCGAUGAGUACAUCAAAAACAUCAAGACCUUGAUCAGGACCUUGAGAGAGCAUGGGAUAACAAACAUCAUCCUUGUGAGUCCAGGUAUGAUCGAUGAGGGUCGCUUUGAGAGCAAGAACCCUGCCGAAUUGGAACUCGGAUGCUUGAGAACCGUGGAGAACUUCGUUUUAUAUACAAAAGCGUUGAAACAGAUCAGUGAAGAAGAACAUGUCGGGUUUGCAAACAUGAAUGAGAACUUCACCAAGUAUGUCAGUGAACACAACGCAUUAGACUGGAGAAAAGAACUUUUUGUUGACGGUGUACAUCUUACUGGGAAGGGAUCUCACAUUUACUUCGAUGUAUUGCUAGACGCAAUUAAAAAAUACUACCCACAAUGGCAUCCAGAUAACGUCCCAUACAAACUACCAAUCUACUUAGAUGUCAAAAAAGAUGGUUCAAACUUGUUUUAA